This is a messenger RNA of Penicillium taxi, 1917 nucleotides long. RefSeq names its product Zn(II)2Cys6 transcription factor. Lineage: Eukaryota; Fungi; Ascomycota; Eurotiomycetes; Eurotiales; Aspergillaceae. The record is from RefSeq and is a predicted model, not a curated record. The annotation marks the transcript as partial. The transcript has 2 exons. Gene Ontology annotation, molecular function: zinc ion binding; DNA-binding transcription factor activity, RNA polymerase II-specific; sequence-specific DNA binding. Gene Ontology annotation, biological process: positive regulation of transcription by RNA polymerase II; DNA-templated transcription.
AAAAAUGAAGUGAUGACCUCCGCCACAAGUUUCCUGGAUAGUCCAUUACUCAAAGUCAGCCGACCGGUCGCUGCUUGUUCACGAUGUCGUACCGCAAAGAUUAAAUGCGAUGGGAAACUCCCCGCCUGUUCGGCUUGUGAGAAGGUAGGCAAAGCGAGUACUUGCUCCGGUGCAAGCGAUGAGUUUGCAAAGGGCAAAGAACGAAGCUAUGUCGCCUCUCUGGAAGGCUACUGUGAUAAACUUGAAAAGAGGAUUGCCCUUCUUCGUGAACGCCAGAACUCGCGAUCUGAAGGGGAUGAAAAUGGAGCAAGCGGGAGUGGGAAUGGCGUCGUACGGGCCAUGUCCUCCACUUGUUCCACUUCGGUGGGACCUCAGGGCUCAACUUCCACCCAUCGCCGGGAGGUUUCAGAUAUUGAUGAUCUAGUGGGUGAUUUUGGUUUCUUAUCAGUCAAUGCGACCUCUCGUGACUUUCAUGGCAUCUCGUCCACCACGACCCUAGCCAACCUCCUCUUAUCAGUCGCAACUGUCGGAUCGCCUCCACCUUCGCCUCCACCUUCGCCUCCAAACCAACAUGCGCUUCCCCCACGACACGAAGCAACCCCACUGUUACAACAUUACUUUGAAAAUGUCUUUGUGCAGCUACCUCUCUUCGUCGAGACCAGCUUUUGGACGUCCGUGGAUGCCACUUAUCAGGCUGAUGGUCGAUUUGCGACUCCCGUCGAUCACUGGAUGGUACGGAUGGUCCUUGCCAUAGCCUCCGCGUCUGUUUCGUAUCAUCAUCAUCAUGAUAAGAGCCACCCAAGGGCACUGGCACUGGUCUCGGGGGCUUUGACUUAUGCUGGUGAUGUUCUCCGCCCCGGUUCCAUUACGGGUAUUCAGGCCAUUUUGCUUUUGGCGCAGUAUGCACUAGUAGACCCAGGACACUUUCGCUGCUGGUACUUGGUAGGAAUGGCAAUGAGAUUAGCCAUUGACCUAGGGCUUCAUCAAGAUCCCCCAAUGGAAGUGCAAUCAAGUGCAAAUCGGCUGGAUAUUCGCCGUCGUGUGUUCUCUUGCCUUUACUGCUUAGACAGAGGAGUCAGUACUGCUUUUCAGAGGACUUUCUCAAUCUCCGAUGCUUCUAUAAAUGUCGACUUUGCCUCGAUAAACGCACCUUCCAACUCUUCAUCAGUCGAACAAAGCCAUAUCUUUCUCCGUAGUCCGGCUCCAGCCCUGCAUAUCGUGAAAAUUCGUCAAAUCCUAUCAGCAGGAUAUCAAGAUAUGUAUUAUAGCUCACGCGAGCCAUCUCCACAACCCUUAGUGCAGAUCUGGACCCUUUGCUCCCGGGCCCAGGAAUGGUUCCAAGAGUGCCCUCAAAACGCUCCAAAACACUUUUCUCUCCUCUAUCGUCUCGAACUCAUCUACACCAAAAUUAUUCUCCUUUCCCCCUCCCACCGAUACCCCAUCCUCUGCGAUUAUAACAAAGCUCUCCUCUUUGACCACUGCAUGGAAUAUAUCAGCCAGAUCCACCAAGUCCUGGAUGAUCCCUUCAUCCUACCAUUCCUCAACUUUAUUGAUAUCCAGCGCGUUCGCCAAGUGGCCAGGCGAUUCGUAGAUCUCCUCUCCCAGAACUUCGACCUCCUAAGCGCGACAGUUCCAUGUCUUCCAUCCGUCCCGGCCGGAACCCCUGAUGCCCCAGUGCUGAGCGACGAGGACCGUAUUAACUGUCGCGCCCGUGCAACUCACUGUAUGACCUACAUCCGCGACUUACUGACUCACUGCGCACUAAAAUGGGACAUACAUGGUCCGCUGGACGAAUUUGAGCAGGAAUCAAUCUCCCUCGAGCAAAGGCUCCUCGCUAGCCCGGGAUAUUUAAUGAAUCAUGCCGCGCAUCCUCAUAUUUCAACGGGGCUGCCGCUUGCCGGUAAUUCAACUUGGUAA